Messenger RNA from Phlebotomus argentipes, 5936 nucleotides. RefSeq lists its product as uncharacterized. The transcript is spliced from 3 exons. The annotation marks the transcript as partial. Gene Ontology annotation, biological process: DNA integration; proteolysis. The record is from RefSeq and is a predicted model, not a curated record. Lineage: Eukaryota; Metazoa; Arthropoda; Insecta; Diptera; Psychodidae. Gene Ontology annotation, molecular function: aspartic-type endopeptidase activity; nucleic acid binding.
GUGAGGGUAAACUCCUCUUCAUAAUUUGGUCCUUCAUCCGCGUCGUCUGGAGGACGACGGAACCGAGCUAUCUACUCAACUAUCGGAGGAUUCAUCGCCUUCGUCUUGCGCCGAGCCACAGCUUCGCCGCAUUUAUCUCUUUCGGCAACUUCUUCAAAGAGGCACCCAACGUGUUUCUACGGGAUUUGCCAACUCUCCUAGUCGCCAACCGACAUCUACUGGCCACAGAGCUGUCCAGGAACUCUCCGGAACCGCCACUUUGUUACAUCAUCGUGCGUCCGGAAGAUCACAACCUCACAUUUGCCACGAGGUCUUUUGUCUCCACGUGUUUACUAAGACAUAACCGUAUUCUUGGAAAGAGGGGAGCGCUCAAAGGCUCUGUGACGCGAAUUGAGACCUUCAUUCGAGAUCUGGAUGAGUCGCGUAUUGAAACUCCAGAAGUUCAGAGGGAGAUACGCGGCAAAUUAGAGUAUUUGAAUGAGAUCAGGGACAAGCUUCUCACCACUCAUGAGGCCAUCAUAUCCAGCAACGAGGAAGAUCCCAUCCAAGCAGAGAAGUUCCUCAAUGAAUUGUAUUCCACAAUCGACAUGGUGGACACUUCGCUCAGGGUUUUGAUCGUGAAGGACACGACUGAGAAAAAUAACACUACCUCCGAUAACGCCUCGAAUGCCAACUCCUCAGGCAGUCAACUUGAGAGUUUCCUCGAGAAGUUCACUCAGGUUUUGUCAAAUUUGUCCUCAGACAAGUCCACCGAGAACUCUAUUUCUGGUCAUGUGAAGCUUGAGCCCAUCAAGAUUCCCAUCUUCUCAGGCGCUUAUCAUGAGUGGCCCACAUUCAAAGACAUUUUCUUGACCUCGAUCGGGAACUCCAGCAAGUUAUCCGAUGCUCACAAGAUGCAGUAUCUUGUCUCUUUCCUGGCUGGAGAAGCCAAGGAGACAGUACAGCAUAUGAGGAUUUGCGACGCGAAUUACAAGGCGGCAUGGGCACUGCUCUCAGAGAAAUAUGAUGAUCAGUGUGCGUUGAUUAAUGACAACAUUCAGAGAUUCCUCGCGCAGCCAAACAUCAAAACUUCCUCUCAGACAUCCAUUCGUCAAUUCCGCACCACAUGCAAUUCCAUUCUGCACUCCCUCGACGCGCUGAACGCAAACGGACGUGACAUUUGGCUUGUUCAUUGGGCUUCCAGGCAUUUGGACAACGAUUCCAUGAUACUUUGGGCACAAAAGAUCAAGAACAAGAUUCCAACUUGGGCUACAUUUGAUGAAUUUCUUGACGAGCGUGCAAAGACCCUCGCUAUCUACACUCCACCCGUUGAGAAGUCUUCAUUGUCAAAAGUCCAGGCUCCCCAAAAGGCCACUCCUCGCGCCAAGCCGUCCACUACCGCACUCGUGACCACCGAUGCGUCGAAUCUGUGUGAUUGUUGCAAGGAAAACCCUCACAGGCUGUUCAAGUGCCCAAAGUUUGCCUCGUACAAUCCCGCAGAGAGGCUUGGAUUCGUGAAAUCCCACAAUCUUUGCCGAAAUUGUCUGGGAAAAAACCACGUCACCAAGGAUUGCCAGUCUUCCCAUUGUAAGAGGUGCUCAACAAAGCAUUCAACGUUGCUACACGAUGCAUUUCCUUCAACUUCAACUCACACUCAGAGUCAGUCUCCAAUAGCUGACACGCCAAAGCCAUCCACAACAGCUCAAUCCGACGACUCUGACAAGGCUAAUCCUCAAACUGUGGCAAUUUCGUCGACUGUCUUGUCUUCUCAGGCAACUACUAAGGUGUUUCUGGCCACAGCGAUUGUGCAGAUCCUUGAUAAGGACAACAACGCCCAUCUCUGCAGGGCAAUUCUCGAUUCUGGCGCUCAGAUGAACUUGAUGACUCAAGAUCUUUGCCAGAAAUUGAAGCUCAAGAAGUCUCCAUCUGACGUGGUCAUCACUGGAGUCACAAAUGCUCAAAGAACUGCUAAAUUCCAGACUGGAAGUGUUGUUCGCUCUCGCGUCAAUAAUGCCCACUUCGAAUUCGACUGCCUCAUCGUUCCCAAAAUCACUGGGAAUCUCCCAAAUUGGAAAGUGGACACAACUGCCAUUCCAAUUCCACCAAAUCUCGCUCUGGCUGACCCUUCUUGGAAUGUCACUGGCUCCAUAGACAUUCUCAUUGGUGCAUCUCUCUAUUUCGACAUCGUCAAGGAUCAGUCAAUCAAGCUCGGAACUGGUCUUCCUCAAUUGAAGAACACAGAUUUCGGGUGGAUCAUUGUGGGAGCUCAUCAUACGGAGCCUCAAGCGCCUCCUGAGGUUUAUUGUUGUCUCACCACGCUCUCCAGCAUCGAUGCCUCCCUGAAGAAACUCUGUGAAGUAGAGGAGUUUCCUUCCAAGCAUCCUCCCACUGAGGAACACAAGGAAGUGGAGAAGCUCUACUCUGAGACAACAGUUAGAGAUUCAACAGGGCGAUAUGUCGUUCAUCUUCCUCUGCGAUCCACUGUGGAGAACUUGGCGGACAACAAGGAGAAUGCAAAGCGUCAAUUCUUCCGCUUGGAGAAGCGCCUUGACAAGGAUCCUCAGCUCAAGGUCGAAUAUUCCGCGUCUAUUCAGCAAUAUCUUGAUCAGGGCUUCCUCGAGCCAAUUCCCUCCACUGGUACUUCCGAAAACGUCUACUACUUGCCACAUCAUCCCGUGAUCAAGGCCUCUUCAACCACCACAAAGGUGCGAGUGGUGUACAAUGCGAGCUCUCGCUCUUCCACCGGUCUCAGCCUCAAUGAUGUCUUGAAAAUUGGCCCCACAGUCCAACCAGAUGUGUUUGAAACGUUGUUGAUGUUUCGAAGGCAUCCCAUUGCUCUCAGUGCGGACAUUCGUCAAAUGUAUCCGCAAUUUCUGCUCCAGCCAGAGUACAGGGAUUUGCAGAGGAUCUUCUGGAGGAAUUCCAAGACAGAGCCGCUUCAGGAAUAUCGACUCACUGGAGUUUGCUUUGGUGUCGCAUCGUCACCUUUUCUCGCCACCCGCUCAUUGAAUCAACUCGCCGUGGAUGAACAGCAAUCAUAUCCAAAGGCCUCUCACGUGCUGCUCAACAAUUUCUACGUGGAUGAUUGCCUGCUCUCCUGCCCCACCAUCGAAGACGCUCUCGAAACGCAGCAACAAUUGAUUUCCAUCACUCAAGCAGCAGGUCUUGUUCUGACCAAGUGGUGUUCGAAUCGCAAGGAACUUCUUCAAGUCUCCGAUGAUGCCACGACGACCUCACUUGAUGUGCCAGAAAGUUCCGUCGGGACUUUGGGAAUGAAAUACAAUCCACAGAAAGACAUAUUUCAUUUUAAUUUCAUCUCUGAAGAGCUCCGAGGCGACACUAUGCGUGAAAUCUUCUCCAAAAUUGCGCGUCUUUAUGAUCCUCACGGCUUCUUGGGUCCAGUCAUCAUUCGUGGGAAGAUUUUUCUCCAAUCUCUCUGGGAUCUGAAAGUCAAAUGGGAUGACAAACUUCCACCAGAAGUUCUCUCCACUUGGGAUGCAUUUUACGAUGAUCUUACUCAAGUUUCCUGCAUUACAAUCCCUCGCUGGGCCUCCUCAAUUCUCUCACCCACGUCAGAGGAAUUGCACGUUUUUUGUGAUGCAAGUACAUCAGCAUAUGGCGCUGCCUUGUACUAUGUGACUGAAGAUCAGCACGGUCGAUCGUCUCACCUCAUCUUCGCCAAGUCAAAAGUCGCACCAAAAACCACGCAAACCAUUCCUCGGCUGGAACUCAUGAGCGCAGAAUUGGCUGCCCAGAUGAUGAAUAAAUUCCGCGAAGCUCUCCAGAUCAAGGCGUGUUUCUUUUGGACCGAUUCCAUGGUUGUGUACCACCAGAUUCAGUCGCUGGACAAGAAAUUCGAUGUAUUUGUAGCCCAUCGGCUCGGAAAAAUACACACCGUUUCCCAACGAGAGGACUGGAAUCAUGUUCCUGGGACGCUCAACCCCGCUGACAUCAUUUCAAGAGGAACAUCCACUGAAGAUCUCCGCAACUCAACUAUGUGGUGGCACGGAGCACCAUUUCUCCUUCAAUCUCGCUCUCACUGGCCUCGCGUUCACUUGCCAGCAGACGACUCAAUCCUGAUCGCAUCUCUGAUCACAGAGAGUCCAAGUGAGCCCACACCAGUGGAUUUCAUCUCGAAACUCAUCGCAAAAUCGUCAGAUUAUCAAGAAGUGACUGAAGUUCUUGCCAUCACCUUGAGGUUCUUUAAGUUCACCACAAACCAUCGCAACGGCCCAAUCUCUGUGGAAGAAAUUCGUCUGGCAGAGUUGGUUCUGCUCAAAUGGGAUCAGCUGAACAAGCUAUCAGAAGUGUUCACCUCCAUCAGGAACAACACUCUUCAGUCUAAUCGCGCAAUGAAGAAAAUCAAAUCUCUGUCUCCAUUCAUCGACCAGGACGGUAUCAUUCGUGUAGGUGGUCGAAUUUCCCAGUCAAUCGAGCUCUACGACACGCGUCACCCAAUUCUGCUGCCAAAGGGUGAGCUCGCCCGAUUGAUCGCCACACAUGAACAUCGAAAGCAAAUGCAUCCAGGUCCUCAACUUCUUCUUGCCACUCUUCGUCAGCGAGUUUGGCCCCUCGGAUCACGCAAUUUGACACGUCAAGUUGUUCACAAUUGUGUUCGAUGCUUUCGCUGCAAGCCUCAGCUUCAGCACCAAUUCAUGGGCGAUUUACCUCAAGAACGAGUCAUCGCCACGGCUCCAUUUCACAACACAGGAGUUGAUUUCUGCGGCCCUUUCUGGAUCAGGCCAGAUCUGAAGCGUGGUGGAAGUCCUCAGAAGGCUUACGUGUGCAUCUUCAUUUGCCUGGCCAUAAAGGCAGUUCACAUCGAGCUGGUCAGCAAUCUUAGUUGUGAUGCAUUCAUUGCAGCUUUGCGCAGAUUUGCAGCACGUCGCUCCGCUCCUCUCCACAUCUUUAGUGACAAUGCCACUAAUUUCACUGCAGCCGACAAGGAGUUGCAAACACUCCUCAAGUCUCAAUCCGCACAAGAUCAACUCUCCGCAGCUGCAACUUCGAUGAAUAUCACCUGGCACUUCCAGCCACCUCGUUCUCCCCAUCAUGGUGGCCUUUGGGAGUCCGCGGUGAAGUCUCUGAAGCAUCAUUUGCUGCGUACCAUCGGUGAUAAACGGCUCACAUUCGAGGGUUUCUACACAGUGCUCACGCAAGUGGAGAGUAUUCUCAACAGCCGACCACUCACACCGCUCACGGACGAUCCAUCGGAGCUCAUGUGCCUCACACCUGGACAUUUCCUCAUGGGAAAACCGGUCAAUCAAAUCCCUGAUCCCAGUCUUCAGGAAAUACCGCUCAAUCAUCUCGAUCGCUGGCAACAACAUCAACAGAUGGCACAGGAAUUCUCUCGUCGAUGGAGACUUGAGUAUCUCACUGAACUUCAGCGAAGGACAAAGUGGUUUUCGCCUCAGCCCAACUUGAAAAUUGGAGAUCUAGUGAUUCUGCACGAAGAUAACUCGCCCACGCAUCACUGGCCUCUCGGUGUCAUCGACAAGAUUCAUCCGGGCAAGGAUUCAAAGGUUCGAGUGGUGACGGUUCGCACAUCCAAGGGCUGCUACAAGAGAUCGAUCGCCAAGGUCUGUCGCCUGCCUUCAACCGAAGACGAUCAGCUCUUCCAAAUCACGGAGGAUCCUGCGGGCCUCGAAAGGGGGGAGCAUGAAUCCGCCAAUCGUGUCGCAACAGAUAUAAUCUCGCACUGUUGCGCUUUGCCACCAUCAGGAUUUAAGCCAGUAGUCAGCAAAGUGACCAACAAUUGGCCAAGCUAUCGGAGGCCACAGGGUGACAAUAUUCCUACGCUGCUGCAUCGAUUUAAGGGCGGAGAGAACCUGGCACAAGACAGUCUCGCACCUGACUUCCACCACGUGCGCUCCUCCCGGGGUGAUAUGUCUCACCAUUCAACAGUGUGUGGCCCUAAUGUCUCCUCCACUUACACAACAAAUGCAGAUGUUCUCUGA